CUUGACCCUUAUCUUGGCAGCCAGCUGCAAGGGGAUUAUCCGGGAGCUCAGCUAUGCAGCUGCAAACACUCCUGCACUGGCUGGACUGCCUGUAAGGUCUCUUGUAAAGCCAGCAAGAAAUCAAGGAUUGAACUACUCUGAGCUCUUGUAGGACACCGAAUUUACCCAGCUUUGGAAACUCAUCCUCAGAACAAGCCAACAAAAGACCUGGGCUGUGGUGUCAGUCCUAGAGUGUGUGGUGUCUACUUGCCUGAACCCCACCUUAUCCAGUUUCACCAGGGGGGUGUUUGCUGCUCAAGAUGAAGAGUGGAAUUCUCUUCUUGUCCCUCCUUGGCUUCCUCCCUCUUGUGACACCUACAUGCCCUGUGCCAUGCAAGUGUGCCACCAGUAUUAUCGACUGCACAUCAAAAGGCCUGACUGUAGCAAAACUACCAGCUGCUUUCCGUCCUUCAGCUGAAAUUAUCCACCUUGGUUACAACAGGCUCACCUCUAUUCCCAGUGGGCUCUUUGACAACCUGAAGAGCCUCCAGGUAGUCUACCUGCAGGGCAACCCUUGGGAAUGCAACUGUGACAUCCUCUACUUGCGCUCGUGGCUCCAGUGGCAGCAGAACCGAACCUUAUACAGGGAUGUGAGAUGCAGCUCCCCAGCUCACCUGCAGGACCGGGUCAUUGCCUACCUGACAGAAGAUGAGAUCAUCUCCACAUGCCAGUACUGGUAUUGCAACCUGGCUCUCCUCUCUCAGCUAUGCCUCUUCAUCCUCCUUUUCCUCCAGGGUAUCUUGGUUAUCUUCAUCAUUGUCUACUUGCAGAAAUUUCGGAGAAUGACUGCUGAAGUCCGCAGUGCCACCCGAGAUCUAGACCUGCAAGCAGACACUUGGGUAUCUUCUUCAAGAAGCCCCUACAACGGUGAUUAACGUCACAAGACUGAAGACCCUCCUUCCCCUUGGGUGAUGCUGUGAUAUGUGGUUUGUGAUAUCCAGAGGGGGCAAUUUAGUGCAGCAUCUGAUCCUGACUGCAGUGCAAAGCAGAAAUUGAACUGAUCAGACACUUGCUGUAUUUCCAAAGACCUGAUCCUUGUGAUUUUUAUUGCUUUAAACUUCUAUUGCUUUGCUGAGCUGGGCAUGGUUCUGGUUUGGUAGACUAAGGAAACCAUAAACUACA
Messenger RNA from Columba livia (rock pigeon), 1161 nucleotides. It is a transcript of the gene GP1BB, whose product is annotated as glycoprotein Ib platelet subunit beta. The record is from RefSeq and is a predicted model, not a curated record. Lineage: Eukaryota; Metazoa; Chordata; Aves; Columbiformes; Columbidae. Bases 300 to 914 code for a protein of 204 amino acids. The transcript has 2 exons.